GCGCAGCGAAGAAGGAAAGAGGGAAGCAGGGGGAAGCCAUGGGCCCUCGACGCCUCCUGUUGGUUGGGGAGGGGAAUUUCUCCUUUGCCGUAGCUCUCAGCAGGACCCUGGACGCGAGUACUAGUCUAACUGCCACCUGCCUCCCGGGCCUGGUGGACUUGGCCCGGGAUCCAGUGGCCCAGGAGAAUCUGCAGCGCCUGCGCGAGCGAGGUGCCGAGGUUCGUUUUGGUGUUGACUGCACCCGACUGGCAGAUACCUUGGAACUGCACGACAGGGGAUUUGAUCGAAUUUAUUUCAACUUUCCACACUGUGGACGCAAAGCUGGAGUAGCUAAAAACAGGGAACUCCUUGCCAGGUUUUUCCAGAGUUGUGCAGAUGUUCUUGUAGAGGACGGAGAAGUCCAUGUGGCAUUGUGUAGAGGACAAGGCGGGACUCCUGCUGAUAAGCCCCAGAGAGAAUGGCACAACAGUUGGCAAGUGGUUGCCAUGGCAGCUUUAGGGGGGCUCAUUUUAAGUGAUGUGCAUCCCUUCAGCUGUGAGGCUUUGCCAGGGUACAAAUGCACUGGAUAUAGGAGUCAAGAUAAGUCCUUUCACAUAGAAGGUGCUUUGAAUCAUGUCUUCACCCGGAGCUUACCCUUUGAAUGUUCUCAACCCAGAAUCUUCAGGAUCAAACUAGGUGACCAGUGGUUUUCCUUUCUAGAACCAGAAGCACUUGUAGGAAAGUUGAACAGGUAACCUCUUGCCAUGGCUAGCCGAGGAGCUCGGCAGCGCCUGAAGGGCAGCGGGGGUAGCGGGGGCAGCGGUGGGGACACGGCCCCGGCCGCGGACAAGCUGCGGGAGCUGCUGGGCAGCCGAGAGGCAGGCGGCGCGGAGCCCCGGACAGAGUUAUCUGGGAACAAAGCAGGACAAGUCUGGGCGCCUGAAGGAUCUACUGCUUUCAAGUGCCUGCUUUCUGCAAGGUUAUGUGCCGCUCUGCUGAGCAACAUCUCUGACUGUGAUGAAACAUUCAACUACUGGGAACCAACACACUACCUCAUCUAUGGGGAGGGAUUUCAGACGUGGGAAUAUUCCCCAGCGUACGCCAUUCGCUCCUAUGCUUACCUGUUGCUUCAUGCCUGGCCAGCUGCAUUUCAUGCAAGAAUUCUACAAACUAAUAAGAUUCUCGUCUUUUACUUUUUGCGAUGUCUCCUGGCUUUUGUGAGCUGUAUUUGUGAACUUUACUUUUACAAGGCUGUAUGCAAGAAGUUUGGGCUGCACGUGAGUCGCAUGAUGCUGGCCUUCUUGGUUCUCAGCACUGGCAUGUUUUGCUCAUCGUCAGUCAUGGUUGGGAAGGUGUUUGUUCACUCAAUAAAAGUGAAAGCCCCUAUGGAGAUAUGUAAUAGGACUGUGGUGACGGGUUUACCCAUCGCCUUUGAUUUACUGAUCAUGAAACAGAGGUGGAAGAGUUUCUUUCGUUGGUCACUGGUGGCCCUAAUACUCUUUCUGGUGCCUGUGGUGGCCAUCGACAGCUACUAUUAUGGGAAGCUGGUGAUCGCACCGCUCAAUAUUGUUUUGUAUAAUAUUUUUACUCCUCAUGGACCUGAUCUUUAUGGUACAGAACCCUGGUAUUUCUAUUUAAUUAAUGGAUUUCUGAAUUUCAACAUAGCCUUUGCUUUGGCUCUUCUGGUCUUGCCACUGACUUCUCUUAUGGAGCACCUGCUGCAGAGGUUUCACGUUCAGAAUUUAGGCCACCCAUAUUGGCUUACCUUGGCUCCAAUGUAUGUUUGGUUUAUAAUUUUCUUCAUCCAGCCUCACAAAGAGGAGAGAUUUCUUUUCCCUGUAUAUCCACUUAUAUGUCUCUGUGGCGCUGUGGCUCUUUCUGCACUUCAGAAGUGUUACCACUUUGUGUUUCAACGAUACCGUCUAGAGCACUACACUGUGACGUCCAACUGGCUGGCCUUAGGAACCGUCUUCCUGUUUGGACUCUUAUCGUUCUCUCGCUCCGUGGCCCUGUUCAGAGGAUAUCAUGGGCCCCUGGAUUUGUAUCCGGCAUUUUACCGAAUUGCCACAGACCCAACCAUCCACACUGUCCCGGAAGGCAGGCCCGUGAAUGUCUGUGUGGGGAAAGAGUGGCACCGGUUCCCCAGCAGCUUCCUUCUGCCUGACAAUUGGCAACUUCAGUUCAUUCCAUCAGAGUUCAGAGGCCAGUUACCAAAACCUUUUGCAGAGGGACCACUGGCCACCCGGAUUGUUCCUCGUGACAUGAAUGACCAGAACCUAGAAGAACCAUCCAGAUACGUCAACAUCAGUAAGUGCCAUUAUUUAGUGGAUUUGGACACCAUGAGAGAAACACCCCGGGAGCCCAACUAUUCAUCCUAUAGAGAAGAAUGGAUCAGCUUGGCCUCCAGGCCAUUCCUCGAUGCCUCUAGGUCUUCAAAGCUGCUGCGGGCAUUCUACGUCCCCUUCCUGUCAGAUCGGUAUACAGUAUACGCAAACUACACCAUCCUCAAGCCCCGGAAAGCAAAGCAGAUCAGGAAGAAAAGUGGAGGUUAGCAGCACACCUCAGGCCCCGAAGGACAGCCGUCCGGUUAACUCGUGAUUCGGCUGACCUGACUUCCUCCACGUCAUUGCCUGUAUCAUAAAUGAUAAUAAAGGUCUUCUGACACGAA
Molecule: messenger RNA, 2647 nt
Organism: Otolemur garnettii (small-eared galago)
Lineage: Eukaryota; Metazoa; Chordata; Mammalia; Primates; Galagidae
Gene: ALG9
Product: ALG9, alpha-1,2-mannosyltransferase
Exons: 19
Biological process (GO): protein N-linked glycosylation; rRNA base methylation
Cellular component (GO): endoplasmic reticulum membrane
Molecular function (GO): alpha-1,2-mannosyltransferase activity; rRNA (uridine-N3-)-methyltransferase activity
Source: RefSeq, a predicted model, not a curated record